AUGUGGACUCGCAACUCUGCCCGCCUGUCUCGCCAAGUGACGUCGGUGCGCCAUGCCAGAACAUCGACUGUUUCCAUCCGCCUUUUCGCUUCCCACGCAAUCCUACCCUCCGAACCCAUAUCCGUCAGAGUGUCUGAGGCAGAGGUGACUGCUGGAAGACUUGGUUGGCGCAAUGUCGAGAUUGCAACGCGCGCGCUUCAUCGCGACGGCCUCGUCGUCCUGCAGGGCCUGAUCAAGCACGAGAACCUGGACAGACUGAACAAGAAAAUGGUUGAAGAUGCCUACGUUCUGCAGGCCAUGGGCGAUGACGGCCCAUUCAAUUACAACAAGGGCAACAUCCAGCAAGAUCCUCCCUUGACAAGGCAAUGGUGGGAUCCAUCCAUCUUCGUCAACCCGAUCGUCACCCAAGUCACCAGCACAACGUUGGGCCCAAGUCCUCGCAUGUCUUUCAUCUCCGGUAACACGGCGCUGCCCCCUUCGCCGGACGGCGGCGACCCGCCACAGGCGCAGCCGACGCACACGGACGCCGACUUCGAUCACCCGAAGAGCCCGUUCGCGCUCGUGGUCAACGUGCCGCUGGUGGAGAUGACGCCAGCGAACGGCUCGACCGAGGUCUGGCUCGGCACGCACGCCACGUCCGACCUGUCCGUCCAAGAAGGCCGGCACGGCGAGAGGGCGAGCGGGCGGAUCAAGGAGGAGCUUCUGCGGCGGUGGAGGGAGGAGAGGCCACCGUGUCAGCCGGUCGUGCCGAAGGGAGCGGUCGUGGUGAGGGACCUGAGGCUUUGGCAUGGCGGAAUGCCCAACUUAUCGAAGGAUCCGCGGGUGAUGCUGGCUAUGAUCCACUUCGCACCCUGGUACCGCAAUCCUAUGUUCGUGGAGCUGGCGGACGAGCUGAAGCCGGCCUUGAGCAACGAGCGGACCGGCCUUCAAGUCCAAGGAAAGUUCAUGCCGGGAGAAGAGGUGGAAAAGCGAUAUCUGAACCGGCCGUAUGGCAACGCAUACGACUUUAGCCAACAGGAACCGGUGGAAGGCAUUUUCUGA
Molecule: messenger RNA, 1041 nt
Organism: Diplodia corticola
Lineage: Eukaryota; Fungi; Ascomycota; Dothideomycetes; Botryosphaeriales; Botryosphaeriaceae
Product: phytanoyl-dioxygenase
Exons: 4
Coding region: 1-1041 (346 amino acids)
Source: RefSeq, a predicted model, not a curated record